Paramecium pentaurelia is the source of this 288-nucleotide messenger RNA. The record is from the annotation of a GenBank genome assembly. NCBI's taxonomy places the organism in Eukaryota, Ciliophora, Oligohymenophorea, Peniculida, Parameciidae.
AUGAUUAUAAAUUGUGAUAAUAAAACCAUGGUUGAUGUAAAAGGAAUAAAGCUACUAGAAAUUUAGUUUAAUUUCUUCUUUUUUCAACAUUACAAAAUAGAUCCUGCUCAAUUAUUUAAGAAGGUUUCAGAAUAACUACCUAAUUAAUCAUUAUAUAGAAUGGUAAUUAUUAAUUGUAAUCAUUCAAAAAAUAAAUCUAAUAAUAUUAGAAGUACCAUCUAUUCAGCUUAGAAGUUGAUCAAACAUUUUUACCAAUCAACCUAAAUUUUUAGUUAUAUAAGAUCAUGA